Messenger RNA from Daphnia pulicaria, 3750 nucleotides. RefSeq names its product papilin-like. The record is from RefSeq and is a predicted model, not a curated record. NCBI's taxonomy places the organism in Eukaryota, Metazoa, Arthropoda, Branchiopoda, Diplostraca, Daphniidae. Gene Ontology annotation, molecular function: protein binding; serine-type endopeptidase inhibitor activity. The coding region runs from base 193 to 3606 and encodes 1137 amino acids. The transcript has 21 exons.
UCAGUUGCCGGCGGUAUAAAGACCCCGCCAGUCGCUUUCGUUCUUCAGUCGAACCCAGCCAGCCGCUAAAGAAGAAUAUCGCCGGUACAAACCGCGAAGAAAAUCACUGAACGUUUAUUAUAACAACUCUACUACAUAGCAAUUCACUUUGAAUUGUUUUAUUCAGAAUCUACUAAAUUGAAUCAGCUGAAAAUGUUGCGGAAAAUCGUUUUCCUGCUCUGCGCUACAUCCGCUGUUCUCGCCAUUCCUCGUCCCGGUGUCAAAGGAGAAAUCAAGGCCGAUGUGGACGUUUGCUCACUACCGCCCGUCAACCCGAGCCCAAUCGCCUGCAGUGGCAUAAUACCCCGAUGGACUUACAACGCCAAAGCCGGCGUCUGCGAAAAAUACACUUACGGCGGAUGCUUCGGAACCGAGAACCUGUUCAAAAAUGAAUUCGCCUGUUUGGCCAAAUGCAACAAAGAAGGAUUGGAAAAGAAAAUCAGCGAAAUCGACGCUACUGCUCCCUGCAUGCAACCGAAAGCCACCGGUAAUUGCCGGGCCUUCAUCCCCAGUUUCUUUUUCGACACUCAAACCGGCCUCUGCACGUCGUUCACUUACACCGGGUGCGGCGGCAACGACAACAAUUUCAGCUCUGAGGACGACUGCGACCUCAAGUGUAACGGUCUGCAAGGACCCGUCAAGCCGCCACCCGCCGCAGCGGCGGAUGAUUCAGCCGCACCACUUGUCGCAGCCGAGAAAGAGCUGACGAAACAGGAGAAAUGCAGUUUGCCCCCAGUUAAUCCGAGCCCUUUCAGCUGCUUGGCUUUCAUUCCGUCAUGGACAUUUAAUUCCACUACUGGCGAGUGCCAGAGCUAUGUUUAUGGAGGAUGUGGUAAAACGGCCAACCUGUACAACUCUCAGGACGAGUGCAACACUGCCUGCGGACCUGAUCCCAGUGUGAUAUUACCCACAGAGCCAAGCGAACUGAUGAAGCCGGAUAGCAAGUGCACUUUGCCUCCCGUUACGCCGAGUCCGUUUAGUUGCCUGGCGGCCAUUCCGUCGUGGACGUUCAAUUCGACGGCCGGCAAGUGCGAGAGUUACAUGUACGGCGGUUGUGGCAAGACGGCCAAUCUGUUCAGCUCACAGGACGAUUGCAACGCAGCUUGCGGUCCUAAACCGAGAAUUCUCCAACCUCGUCAAGAAAUUUGUCAAUUGCCUGUCGUCAAGGGCCCGUGUUUCGCCUUAUGGAAGCGAUUCGCCUUUGUUAAGGAGAACAACAGGUGUGAAUUGUUCUACUUUGGCGGUUGCCAGGGCAACCGAAAUAAUUUCAGAACGGCCGACGAUUGCUACAAAACCUGCGGCGGAGAUGAACCCAAUACGACGCCAGAGUGUUCGGAAGUGACGUGUCCCGUCUCCAACAAGCGCUUUAUCGAAAGAGGUUGCCGGCCAGAGUACAAAGGGAAAGCGUGUUGCCCAACCAGAUUUGUCUGUCCUGAGGAGAAAUCGGUUGAAGGAGUUUGCCGGUACCGCGAUGUCUCCUACCUCAUUGGCCAAGAGAUUUCCCAACUCAACCAGGACGACGCAUGCAAAACAGGUUGCACUUGCGAGGCGAGCGAGCAUCAUCGAGGUGGCGCCAAAAUCAAAUGCAAUCAGAUUUAUUGCGACAUGCCGUUCCCGCCUCAAGAGGAAGGCUGCGUUCUUGUCACGCCACCCGGCGCCUGCUGCCCAUCUUACAAAUGCCCCGAGAAGCGCCCAGAGCAGGAAGGUCCGCGUGAUGAUAUUUGCGUCUUCAAUGGCAAAGAGUACCUCAAGGGACAAUCAAUUCCUUCUGGCCAGCCUUGCAAAUGGUGUACCUGUGUCGAUGGUUUCAAUGGUUUGGAUGGUCCGGGCUGUCGGGAAGCCCAUUGCGUGGUGGACAACAGGAUAGGCUGCGUGCCCGUUUACGCACCCGGAGUGUGUUGCCCAAUCAACUACAAAUGCAUCAGCGCUGCCGAGCUGAAGGAAAACAAGACGAGGAUUAUUCAAAUUCAACCCGAGUCAGGCAAGCAUGGCGUCACGACGUUGCCGAUGGAGCUCGGCAAAGCCAGAUCGGUUGCACCCAAAGUCAUCAGCAGUGACCUCUGCUUUCUGCCCAAAGUGAUUGGGCCGUGUAAAAUGUCCCGGCCGUCGUUCCAUUUCGACGCCACCAAAGGAGAUUGUCUUCCGUUCCUUUACGGCGGCUGCAAAGGAAAUGAAAACCGUUUCGAAACCUUGGAAGCCUGUCUCGAUACUUGCAGCUCUGUCGCAAGUCCCGGAACGAGAGUCAUCCGCAUCGAACCCCAAACUGGCCAUCAAGGUGUGACUACAUUGCCCUUCGCUCUUGGGUCUGAAGAUAGCCCUAGCAGGGUCAUCAAUGUCCAACCGGAGCCUGGUAGAAAAGGUGUUGCUACGUUGCCUAUCGCUCUGUCCCGAAGCGGAAAUGUCCAGCCAGAAAGCAGCGCUAGAACAAGGCCGUCAGUUUGUCUCCAACCCAAAGUAACGGGAUCUUGUCGUGGACUAGAAACCAAUUAUUUCUUCGAUUCGACAAAGGAGAAAUGCGUAGCGUUCAACUACGGUGGUUGCGAGGGAAAUGAAAAUCGAUUCGAAACGUUGGAGAAAUGCCGCCAAGUUUGCGGUGAAAUUGUCAACGAGCCCGUCGAUCCAUUCGCCCGAUGCAAACUGCCUGCUGACGUUGGAAUGUGCAGAGGUUUCGCGCAGAAAUUCUUCUACGACGGCGCCGACAAAGAAUGCAAACCGUUCACGUACGGUGGUUGUCUAGGCAACGCAAACAAUUUCCCUUCUCAAGAGGAAUGCCUUUCGGCCUGCGCACCGCCCGUGAUUGACGCUAAAGCUAGAGCCCGUGCCAGAGCUCGUGCUAGGUUUGGAAUACCCGGCGAUGAGGAACCCGUUACGACAAACGUCAUCGAUACAUCGGCCGAGGGAACGUGCCAAUUUGGCAAUAUGACUUUGAAAGUCGGCGAACGUUUGGUGGAUUCCGAAACGCCUUGCGAAGAGUGCCAUUGCUCGACUCCGCCGGAAUUGACUUGCGUCACUCAAUCCUGUCCACCUCCCCCGAUGGUGGAGUCAGCCAUCUGCCAGCCAGAGUUUGUCGACGGCCAAUGUUGUCCUAAUUACGGCUGCGUAUCUGCCAAUCCUCCGUCAAUCGAUGUUUGCGAGGGUGUCAAGUGCGAAGAGGAAGAACAUUGUGAAGUUCAGUCACAAGAAAGUGUUGAUGGGGAGUGGCUACCACCGAUUGGCGUCUGCGUGAAAAACGCCAUGUUGGCCGACGAUGCUGCCGGAGAAACUACCGAGUUCACAACUGAAUCCCUCGCUACUGUAAGUCCCAUGAAGACCAAUAAGUGCGCGAAAGAAUUCUGCCCGCCACCGCCUUUGUUAGGAUCAGCCAUUUGUCGACCCGUGAACAUUCCGGGCCAGUGCUGCCCGUCCUACUCUUGCGUGUCAGCUAAUCCUCCCUCAAUCAACGUUUGCCAGGAAGUCAUUUGCGAUGAGGACGAGCACUGCGAAGUUCAAGCUCAGGAAAGCCAAGACGGAAGCUGGUUGCCACCAAUUGGUGUCUGCAUAACAGAUUCGACUUCCAUUCCGCUGUAAUAGAUGAGAGCCAUCAUUGUCAAUGGAACCUUCGAGAACAUUCUUUGUCAUCCAGUAAUCUAAUUACUUUUUCAAUCGUUAUCCUUUUCUUGUUGAAAAUUUGUUGUUAUAAAGCUGAGCAAUAAACUGACCAUUAUUAUUUCA